AUCGCCCACGAUCGAUCAUUCUUGAAGUGAAGGUCAUUUAAUUUGUCGCGCCAGUCGGGUUUUGUUUGACCUUUUUGACGCACGGAGGUGCCGGGAGGACACAGAUGGAGACGAAAACGGAGCCGCUGACGCCACCGCAAACACCGCCGACGAUCGACAGAUCGAUGCAUCAGCAUCAACAGCAACAUCCACAGCAACAUCAGCAGCAGCAACAACAACAUGUAGUUUUUUCAACCUCGAAAUGGGCCAAAUCAAACUUCCUCAACGGCAGAUACAUCCAGCAGCACCAUCCGCAACAUCUUCAGCCAACGCACAGUGCUAGCAACUAUCAGACCACUCUUAUCAGUAACUGGUUGAAAGACGCGGCCCUGUUAACGUUUAGGGGUUGCUGCCCUCAACGUCCUUAUCUGUACUAUCAGGGUCAUCCGGGCACUAUGUUUCCGGUACCGCCGCCACCGCAGCCUCCGUCGUUUCUCGCUCGAAGAUCAACGGGCCAGAGGCCUAAGAAACAAUUCAUAUGCAAGUUCUGCAAUCGACAGUUCACGAAGAGCUACAACCUGCUGAUUCACGAAAGGACGCACACCGACGAGCGACCGUAUUCGUGCGACAUAUGUGGGAAGGCUUUUCGCAGGCAGGAUCAUUUGAGGGAUCAUCGAUAUAUACACAGCAAGGAGAAGCCAUUCAAAUGCAACGAGUGCGGUAAAGGGUUUUGCCAAAGUAGAACUCUGGCAGUUCAUAAAGUCAUGCACAUGGAGGAGUCACCACACAAGUGCACGGUAUGCGGCCGGAGCUUCAAUCAGAGGAGCAACCUGAAGACACAUCUUCUUACGCACACGGACGUACCGCAGGACCUCAGGAUCGAGACUUCGGUAGCGUCGGACUCGAGGAUCAUGUCAUCAGAGGUUAGACAAAUAGCAGAGCGGGUGAGCGGUCUCCUACCAAUGCCGAAGAGCACUACGCACAAGCUCGGCUUCACUAUAGAGGAUAUUAUGAGACGUUAGAAACUAUAAUUCCUUUUAAUUUCAAUCUG
Molecule: messenger RNA, 1030 nt
Organism: Trachymyrmex septentrionalis
Lineage: Eukaryota; Metazoa; Arthropoda; Insecta; Hymenoptera; Formicidae
Gene: odd
Product: protein odd-skipped
Exons: 2
Coding region: 105-1001 (298 amino acids)
Biological process (GO): regulation of transcription by RNA polymerase II; embryo development; embryonic hindgut morphogenesis
Cellular component (GO): nucleus
Molecular function (GO): RNA polymerase II transcription regulatory region sequence-specific DNA binding; DNA-binding transcription factor activity, RNA polymerase II-specific
Source: RefSeq, a predicted model, not a curated record